Pseudo-nitzschia multistriata is the source of this 2285-nucleotide messenger RNA. The record is from the annotation of a GenBank genome assembly. Lineage: Eukaryota; Bacillariophyta; Bacillariophyceae; Bacillariales; Bacillariaceae.
CAAAAUGUAGUUUUCACGGAAAAAACAAGCGAUAGCGGUAACAAAGAAGGAAAAUGAAUCUUCCACAAAAAAAUAGAUUCUUGAAUUCCCAAAUCCAUUGCCAAACUGGCAUUUAAUUCAACCAAUUAAAGUCCCACAUUAUUUCCAUUCGCCAUCCAAAUAAGCAAUGAUUGCCCCCACUUCCUUGCCAUCCUAUUCGCGCCGCCAAUACGUUCUUUGCGCUUUUCUAUUGGGUGCUCUUGUAUCUCCAUCAGACGCGUUCACCCCAGAUGCGCUCCGUUUUCGGGGAAAAACCGCCCUGGUCUCCAAUGGGAAAUCCCAACAAUCCUCUUCUGCCCUUGGUGUUGCCUCAUUGAAAAAGACCGUUAUUGACAUCCAAAAGAACACAGGCGACAGCAUCCAAAUUAGCAAUGACGACGAGCUUAUGGCCGACCAGGCCRUCGCCGUGGACCAAGKCCUAAACAACAUGAUGGGAAUGAACGGAAUGGAACAAUCUCCAAACCAACCCAACGAACGAUACAGGGCCAUUAGUCUACAGGCCGUUGACAAGAUUGCCGACAAACACCCCGAAAUCAUUCCUCUUCUCGACGAUAUCAAGCUCUCGGGACUCAUCUUUCCCUUCAAGGCCUCUCCCUAUUUCGUCGACGAACUCAUCGACUGGUCGGUCGGAUCCGAGAAAGUCCGCAACGAUCCAUUUUACCGCUUAGUCUUUCCCACCCUCGAUAUGCUCAGCGAUGAGCACCGCGAGAAACUCGUGGCAGCCAAGGCCGCGGAAGAUCCGGUCAACUUGAUGAAGGUCGUAGGAGAAAUCCGCAGUGAACUGAACCCGCAUCCGGCAGGCCAAAAGACCCUCAAUGCGCCAAAGACCAAGGAGGGUACCGACGAAGAAAUUGCGAAGGCCGAAAAACUCGCCAAGCAAUUGACUGGUGUCCAGCACAAGUACAGCGAGACCACCCUGGUCUUUCCCGCUGCUGCACAGACCUGCCAUGCGUACUGCACCUACUGCUUCCGAUGGGCUCAGUUCAUCGGGGACGACGAGCUCCGAUUUGCUCAAAAAGAGGCCAAUUCUCUCUUUGAUUACUUGGCGGACCACGAGGAGGUUUCUGACAUUCUCAUGACGGGAGGAGAUCCCAUGAUCAUGCAGACCCGAUCUCUCAAGCAGUAUCUCGAGCCUCUCUGUGAUCCUGACUUUUUGCCACACAUCAAGAACAUUCGCAUUGGUACCAGAAGUCUCUCUUUCUGGCCGCAGCGCUUUACAACCGACAAGGAUGCCGACGAGCUUAUUGAAAUGAUGCGCCGAGUCCGAGAGGAGGGCGGUCGUCACUUGGCCAUCAUGGCCCACCUGGGACACCCGAGAGAACUAUCCACCAAAAAGGUCAAGGAUGCCGUCGAGCGAAUCCAGAAAGAAGCAUUUGCUACCAUUCGAUCUCAGUCGCCCGUUAUGCGGKGCAUCAACGAUGAUGCCGAUGUCUGGGCCGAGAAGUGGCGAAAGGAGGUUCAGAUGGGAAUCAUUCCCUACUACAUGUUCAUGGCCCGCGAUACUGGUGCGCAGGCCUUUUUUGAUGUUCCAAUGGAAAAAGCCCAGCGCAUUUACAGCGAUGCACUCCGCAAUUGCUCUGGACUGAUCCGAACCGUUCGGGGACCCUCCAUGUCUUGCACACCUGGUAUGUAUGCUGUGGUUUGUUUACAUACUAGACAAGAAAGUUUGUCGAACAGAUCACUUUUUCGUGGCUUCGCUCAUAUUAUUKUGUUCGGUGCUCUGUGCGUUUCGCGUCAUUUUCUUGCAGGCAAGGUCGAGGUGACUGGUGUCGAAGAAAUUUUGGGCCACAAAGCCUUCGUCUUGCGUUUCCUCCAGUGCCGUGACGAAGACUGGAUCGGUCGUCCCUUCUUCGCCAAGUAUGACCCCAAGGCUGUUUGGUUCGACGACCUCGAACCCUUGCCGGGGAUGGAACUCCCUUGGGACGAGAAUGGAAUCCCCAAGCCGGUCAUUCCAGCUCUCAACUAGCAGGCUUGCACCGAUGUAGCUAUAUGUGUUUCCGAGCGACGCCAAGCACAAAUGAACAGAAGUUAGAACUUACCUGCAUCCAAGAAGAGUCUCUGGGUCAACAGGUUCGUUUUUUGACAGAUUUACGCCUUGCUUGUCUGUACUACACUCUCCUUCUUGUUGUUCUUUCUGUACUUGCCAUCUCUACGGCUUGUUUCCUCUCUAUUGCGUCUUUAUUCCACACAACAUGGGAACAUUGUAUCUUUCCAAAGAUUUGUGCUAUAUCUUCACUUCAGUUUGA